Molecule: messenger RNA, 1027 nt
Organism: Colletotrichum navitas
Lineage: Eukaryota; Fungi; Ascomycota; Sordariomycetes; Glomerellales; Glomerellaceae
Exons: 2
Coding region: 267-932 (221 amino acids)
Source: RefSeq, a predicted model, not a curated record
UGCGCACUCUAAUUCCCAAUCUUGAUCCUGUGCGAACCGACAGCCGAUGCAUGGUGGAUUGAGUCUUGGCAUCUGCCGUUUCGCUUCCAUCACAGCUCAUCUGCCGAUUAUUUUUACUCUAAUGCGGCGCACAAGACGAUGAUGGAGCUUGUCGCUCGAACACUGGCAAGAAGUCCGGCAUCUCCCAUCCGAUUGAAUGACCUGUGAAACCAACAGUAUCCGUUCCCGCGUCAAGCGUUGACAAUGUCACUCGCUAUCUUCGUUCCAUGUCUGCAAAUGGACAACACAACAGCACCCAACAUCCCUCACAUCGGCUGGUCACGCAACACCGUAGGCAAGCCAGAGUCUCGGUACCAGGAGGAGUUGUCGUCUCAGCCAUGGCGGAAACUCAUGUCAGGGGGGGCUCAAACUAUCUGCGGGACACGCUCUCUCUGGACUUUCCGCGACAGCUCGCUCAGUGGUGGGCGGCGGGUUCUGCAUCCGUCAUCUUCAUUUCCUCUAAGACAGACAUUGUCCUGGUGGCCGAGGCUGCCUGCGGAACAUGGGCAUUAGAGUUUCCGCAACGACUCACCUCGCUUGAGAUGGACAAGACAUUUUCCAACGUCAUUAUUUUCCUAUUCCGACUAAACAGGUGCUUCCUGCCUGCUGGCGAAUUAGCAAGCCGAAGCGAAAGUCGUCGCGGGCAGAAGAUCAGCCUUCAAACAUCGGGGAAAGUGGCGAAGUUUUCGUCAUGUUUGUGGACAUUAGCGAUGGCCACCAAUCUUCAUCUCGGCAUGCACAACUCUUAUGUCAUUAGAGACUUCUGGCACCCUCCCAGGUUUGCUGGUUGUCCUCCAGCAGGCCAUGAAGACGACGGGUAUAGUGGCACAUUGGGCAGCACUGUCUCCUGCAAACUGCUAGCAUUGUCUUGCUGGGACGAUGGCAAGUCUUGAUGAUCCUUGAUGGGAUAAUGAGAGGUGAGAGGUCAAAGACAGGAGUCGAGAGGAACAUGCCAAUGCACCUUAAUAUCCAAAUAGGCCCGUCCAGC